AAAUUUACUUAUGUAGAAUCGAUUCGCAUUUUAAAUGUUUUCUACUUGUACAGCAAGUCGAAUAAACAAUAUUAAUAGGCAGCUGAUUUGAUAGACCUAACGUGAUCACGUCUCUUAGAGCUGUUCAGUGCACAACGCACAGUUUUCGUUGCUCAUUCUUGUAUAUCGGUUGUGCCUUCAGCCAUUUACUUUACCAUACAUAUCCAUUUGUACGAAGUUAGAUAAAUUUUGUUGUGUUGUUGUGCAUAAUGUUUCCAAUUGGAUUUAAUCACUCAAUUGAUAUAGAGGAGCCAGUGGUUAUUCCACCACCGCCAUCUCCUUUAGAUUUUAAAAAUAAAGUUAUAAUUAUCACUGGCGCUUGUUCUGGCAUUGGCGCCGCAGCCGCCAUGGAGUUUGCCAAAUGGGGCGGCCUACUCACUAUAGUCGGUCGCAACAAGGAGAGCUUACGUGCUGUUUCGGACAAGGUCAUUGAUGUACACGACCACUCACCAUUGACGGUGCAUGCAGACAUGAUCAAUGAAGAGGAGGUACGCCACAUUGUCGAUAAAACCAUAGCCACUUAUGGACGUAUCGAUGUGCUUGUUAAUAGCGCGUCCGUUAUUGAGAUUGGCAACAUUGAAACAACUACAAUUGCUCAGUACGAUCGCGUUAUGGAUGUAAAUAUGCGUGCAGUAUUUCAGCUAACAUCACUGGCUGUGCCGUAUCUAAUCGAGACGAAGGGAUGCAUUGUUAACGUAUCAAGCAUUAAUGGUUUGCGCUCAUUUCCCGGUGUGCUCGUCUAUAAUCUUUCUAAAGCGGCAUUGGACCAAUUCACACGUUGCGUAGCGCUUGAAUUGAGAGAUAAAGGUGUACGCUGUAACUCUGUUAAUCCGGUAGUCGAUGUUACGGAAAUUCAAAGAAGUGACGAUGAUAUGGAUGAUGAGGCCUACCAAAAGUGGUUAGAACAUUCUAAAACAACACACGAGAAUGGACGUGAGGGACUGGAAGAGGAAGUGGCUGGUGUGAUCGCAUUUUUGGCCAGUAAUAUGGCGAAUUUCAUAACUGGUGCCAGUUUACCAGUGGACGGUGGACGCCAUGCUAUGUGCCCGCGUUAAGCGUCCGUCUAGGAGCAGGAAUAUAUCCAUUCGUAUUAAGCAAACCGCAUUUGGCAUUGUGUACUAUUAAAUACCAUAAAGGUGCUGCAUGUUCUUAAAAUAUGCAUCACGAAUUGAGUUUUAUUAGAUAUGUAAGUGUUCCACACAUAAAGACAACUACACAUGUUAAACAUUUACAUCGUUAUAUUUCAUAAAACGUAAUAAUAAAUUUUAGUGUUAUAUUAUUUUCAAAAUA
Molecule: messenger RNA, 1329 nt
Organism: Zeugodacus cucurbitae (melon fly)
Lineage: Eukaryota; Metazoa; Arthropoda; Insecta; Diptera; Tephritidae
Product: 3-oxoacyl-[acyl-carrier-protein] reductase FabG
Exons: 1
Coding region: 249-1094 (281 amino acids)
Source: RefSeq, a predicted model, not a curated record